Macaca mulatta (Rhesus monkey) is the source of this 4618-nucleotide messenger RNA. NCBI's taxonomy places the organism in Eukaryota, Metazoa, Chordata, Mammalia, Primates, Cercopithecidae. The record is from RefSeq and is a predicted model, not a curated record.
CUCCCCUCCCCAAGGGAGGGGUACAUUACGGAGGAACUUCACUAUCUUCACUAUUUCUGUUUAAUCUUUGUUUUUGUUCGAAACGGUGAUGAGGAGGUAGAAGGAUGUUCCCCCUCCCGGCUUCCAAUCUUCCUUGGUCCAGGGACACAGAUUCUUUUUCUUUUCCUUUUACCUCUCUCCCUUUCCCCCUCUUCCUCCUUCUGUUCCUUCUAUUCUCCUUUCCCCUCCUCCUUCUCCUUGUUCUUCUAUUCUGAAGACUAACUCCAAAAGCUGAGGAGUAAGGACAGGUGAAUCCAGUUUGUUUCUGCUGGUGUCCUCCCCCAACAACAUUCAGGAAAUUACUUCUGCUACGGUCUGAACAUUUGUGUUCCUCCCAAAUUUGCAUGUUGAAGUCAUAACCUCUUAGGAGGUAAAGCCUUGAGGGGUGAUUAGAUCAUUGGCAUGGAGCCCUCAGGAAUGGGAUUAGUGCUGUUAUAAAUGUGGCCCACAGGAGCUAGCUUGUCCCUUCUACCAUCUGAGGACACAGGAAGAAGGCUGUUGUCUAGGAACCAGAAAAUGGGCCCUCACCACACACCAAAUCGUGGGUGCCGUGAUCUUCAGCUUCCCAGCCUCUAGAACUGUGAAAAAUAAAUUUCUAUUGUUUAUAAGCACUCAGUUUAUGGCAUUUUGGUAUAGCAGCCCUAGUAGACUAAGACCAAUACUUUGCUCAAGAACUUUCAAUAACUCCCUAUUGUUUACAGUUCCAACACUAAAGCCCCCCUCCAACAGAGCUAUCGUGAUCUUAAUUUUUGUGAUUUCUGCACAUGAUCCUUCCCCACGCCAUCAACUGGCCUUCUUGAUGUGUUCACAGAGACAGCAGUGGGUGGGGAAGCAUUUCCAGCCAACACUAACAGCUUCUGCGAAACCAAUCAGAGGACGGGAGAGCUGGGACACGUGGCUGAAGAGGUGUCCUACAUAGGCCAGGACUGCAGAGAAAUUCCAGAGCACCUUGGCAGGGACUGUGGACAUUUUGCAAAGAGGCUUGAUCUGAGCUUUAACCUUCUGAGGGGAAUGCUUGUGUAUGCUUACACUGGUCCAAACACAGGAAGACUUGCAGAUCUGCAGAACACCUCGUGGGGAGGGGAAAGCUGUUUUUCAUUCAAGGUUGGCUCACUUCUGAGGCCGCUGCUGGGACAGGGAACUCCUAAGGCUCACUUUGGGUCACUGGAAGGACUGAGCGCAUUCAGGAGCCUGGAGGAACUCAUCUUGGACAACAAUCAGCUGGGGGACGACCUCGUGUUGCCAGGGUUACCCAGACUGCAUACCUUAACCCUCAACAAGAACCGAAUCACUGAUUUGGAGUACCUGCUGGAUCACUUGGCAGAAGUGACACCAGCUCUGGAGUACCUCAGUCUGCUGGGCAACGUGGCCUGUCCCAACGAACUGGUCAGCUUGGAAAAGGAUGAGGAAGACUACAAGAGAUACAGAUGCUUUGUUCUGUACAAGCUGCCCAACCUGAAAUUUCUGGAUGCCCAGAAAGUAACCAGACAAGAACGAGAGGAGGCGUUGGUCAGAGGAGCCUUUAUGAAGGUGGUGAAGCCCAAGGCUUCCAGUGAGGAUGUUGCCGGCUCCCCGGAGCUCCACUACACGCCCUUGCCUUCUGCUUCCAGGGAACUCACCAGUCACCAAGGUGUCCUGGGGAAGUGUCGCUACAUUUACUACGGAAAAAACUCGGAGGGCAACAGGUUUAUCCGAGAUGACCAGCUCUGAAACCAAGUUCUGUAUACCUUCACCCAUUUCAUGAAAAUAAAAUCAAAAGGGAAAUCAAAAAUAAAGACAACGCUAAAGAAAAAACAAUAGCCCACGUCGCCUCUCUUUGAGAAAAGCUAUGACUUCAGCUUUUGGAACCUUCUGCUGACUUUGCCAGGCCUGUCAAGAUGAUCCUUCUGCCUUAGACUGAGUGGUCACAUAGAGAUUGACAUGAUUGCCCUUAAGCAGGUCUCAUCCACCAGGGUGACAGACAGCGGUGGCGAAGCAACGGGGCUGACAGCAUGAGCACCAUGAUAGAUUGCCUGGUCCUGCCACUGCUCACAGGGGAGCAGAGGUCACACCUGGGGCCUCCCUGGGCAUGCUCAGUGGCUGCAGUCAAGUGAGAAAGACUGUCUUCAGCUCACCUAUUGAGUUGAAAUCCCUCUGAUAUCAUCGUGCUGCGGGCUUAUUUUCAGUGAAAAAGUCACAGUUUAGGGGAAGGCCACUCUCCCUCACUCCCUUUAAAUCUUCACCUCCUGUAUUCUGCAUAUACAUAGCUCCCGUCUCUUCCCCUCCACAUUCCUUUAGCAUCAUUUUUAUGACAGAUGAUGCAUUUCAGUUUGCAGUUUUUCAGAGAAGAAGGUAUAACUUCCCAGCCAGGUCAUACAUUUAUGGCUGGCUUCAUGUUGCUACAAUCCCUUUAUUGGAGUAAAUAGCUUUCCCUAAAUCCCUGACUACAAAAGCAUGGACUUUUAUCUUGUUUCAUUCAACUCUAAAUCCACUUCUUGCCCUGAAUAUGAUGCAGUGUAAGGCAGCAAGACAUCUUUCUCAGCACGAGGGUUUGGUUGCACCAGGGACUCUUAUUCAUUAAUUUAUUUUUAACCGUACACACUUCCAGUGAUGCCUGGGGCCAUACUUGUGCGUGGGGCUGGCUUGCUCCUUUGGGUGCUAUUUAAAGGUAGUGAGGUGAUGAAAGAUAGAGUGAUGGGUCAGGAGGUUAAAAAACAAAAUUAAGACUGUCAAAAACACCCACCAGACCAAAGAGUUUUUAUAGAAGGCACAAACCUUUUGGAUUUCACAUUUGUCACAACUUCUCAGAAAUCAAAUCCAUAGGUUGUGAGACGGUGCUUCCUGUAUGCUUGGCUGUGCCCUAGCACUAAUGUCACAAGGAACAUAAGUGUGAUCAUUGCUAGUUGGGUGACUCUAAGUUUAUCUAACUUGCUGGUGCACCAGUCAGAUCACUCUAGAAGAUACUCAAAAGGCUGAUUGUUCUUGACACAAUAGUGUUUAUUUUUCUGCUUCUUCUUUUUAGACCAAGUGUUCAUUGUCCUCCCAGUAUUAGGUCAGUUGGAUGACAGCAAAACCUGAAAGAGAAUCCCUCCAAGUUAUAGAUACUGGGGACUAGGAGCUGCUAUUGGAAAACUAUGGGGACUCAGAAUCCCUAAGCUGCCCAAGGAGAACCUACUUUCUCAGCUCUAGCCCGUUUACAUAGCCUCUGGCCCACUGAGUCAACACAGGCCUUGAAUGAUAUGUAUUGAGGCUGGCAGGAGUCCCUGUUAGAGAUUAUGCAACCCUUGUUAAUCAGUUCUUUAGACAAGUUAACAUAAAAAUCCUCAAAACCAUGAAUAAUUGGAGAAUGUUGAAUGUUUGCCUUUAUCUCUCAAAUCCAUUAGUAACUGGAGUUGAGUACCUUUUCUCUGUUUGAUCUACAAAACAGCACUGGAAAAAUGCUUUUACAUUAUCAGUAUUUGGUCCCACCCUGGGUCGUUGUUUAGAAGCAUCAACACAUGCUUUCUCCCUGGCAUAAUAUGGGCAGCCAGAGUUCUGUGCAAGGGCAGCUAGACGAGUCCGAUGUCAUAUCCAAUCUAGCCGCACAUAUAUCCUUGUCUUUAUAAAAGGCUUUAACCCUGCCUCAAACAAUAAAAAAGCACUUGUGAACUGACCACAGAAUUUUUCCAUCUUUAUUUUUCUUACUUGUUUACUUUUUUUAAUGUCAGAACCAUUUGUAUCAUGCGCAGGAAUGUCUCCCUCAAUGUGAGCUUUGGAGGCAAAACAUAUUUUUGGAGUGAGUUAUUGGCCACAUUGUUUCCUUCUCUUUGGGUUGUUUAUUUUCUUCCAGAACGGUGUAAUAACUUUAAUUAAGAUUAGCUUUAAUUAUAAAUUACCUAAAGGCCAUCACUAAGGUAUAUUCAUCUUAUUGAUAGAAUUGUAGUGAGCUUUGUUUCUCUUAGGGAGGGAUAAUGAUAAUGAAGUGCUGGGUUGCUCACAGUUCCACUGUGUGUUAACCAGAUUUCGCUGUGCUAGAGCUAGAUUUUGGUCUGAAUUGGCAGAGGUAGAAGCCAUGCUGCAUGUUUAUCUUAAAUCUGUAGGAAUUUCCCAAGCCUUGUUUUUCAAAGUCGAGAAGUAGAAAGUAAUAAAUUCAAUCAGGGCCCAGACAUGUUUUGUACCUCCUUUACCCUUUGGUCUUUCUCCCUUUUAUCCUAUUCCACUGAGCUUGUUCUUUGGGGAUUGUGGUGCCUGACAUCCCUGUCUUCCCUCCCCUAGGACGCUGACCUGAGUGGAGAGACCUCGGCAAUACAAGGCUGUCCUGCAACUCUCUGUUGCCUCAGCAAUGUCAGGACGACUGUCUCUUUCCUAAGUAACAUAAUUUUAAAGAACAAUUUGUUCCUUAGGGAAUAAUGUCUUGGAUUGUGAGGAAUCCUAUUAAAAGUACAACUAUUGCGAUCAUUUGCUUUUACUUUUACCAGCCUCGCUCAUAAACCCUCCAUCUGUUUGUUGCUUUAAAUAGAAGCACAUUAUAAGAGAUUAUCACUUGAUCAGGCUGCAUGUCUGAGUGUUGUGUGUUUUCACAUACUCAUGUAUACUAAGGAAUAAAAGAAAGCAAACCACA